This is a messenger RNA of Daldinia childiae, 1224 nucleotides long. RefSeq lists its product as uncharacterized. NCBI's taxonomy places the organism in Eukaryota, Fungi, Ascomycota, Sordariomycetes, Xylariales, Hypoxylaceae. Gene Ontology annotation, cellular component: nucleus. Gene Ontology annotation, molecular function: DNA-binding transcription factor activity; transcription cis-regulatory region binding. Bases 1 to 1224 code for a protein of 407 amino acids. The record is from RefSeq and is a predicted model, not a curated record. The transcript is spliced from 7 exons. Gene Ontology annotation, biological process: positive regulation of transcription by RNA polymerase II.
AUGGCUCAAGCCGCCGAAAAAGUUUCCUAUGAUUUGUCGUCUUCAGAUAUAGAGAAAGCACGCGUACCCCAUGAUGGGAGUAUUCUAACGCCUAAUUUCAGCAAUGCUUCAAGCCUGCCGCUUAAGGACCGGACAGAAGCACUGUUAUUUCGGCAUUAUAUCCAGAAACUAGCGAUUUGUCUAGACUUAUGCGAUCCACAUCGACAUUUCGAGUUGGUAGUUCCAGAGCGUGCUGCCGAAUGCUAUAUGCUCUUGAAUGCUAUUUUUGCUAUAGCUGCGAGGCAUCUAAGUCAUACGACAGAUUUUGACCCUCUGGCCUCGAACAGGUAUCACGAUGAGUGCCUAAGAUACCUCAUCCCAAUGUUAAAUCACGCUUCAACGGUAUCAGAUGAGAACUUAUUCGCGGCAACGAUUAUCUUGCGUAUGCUUGAGGAGAUGGAUGUUCCAACAACAGGCCAAGACACCUACAGUCAUCUACUAGGUAUUCAUGCUUUCGUUAAUGUCGGCGACCAAUAUAUGGGUCCGGGAAGUUUAAGUGCAGCGUCAUUCUGGGUAGGACUCCGACAGGAGAUCUAUAUCGCGGUCAUUACGCAACAGCCUGUCAAGGUGUCUUUAGACCACUUUGUAGUGGACCGGUCAUUUGAACCGGCCGACGACUAUACUUGGUCAAAUCGGGCGAUUGUACUUCUUGCGGACGUCCUCAACUUAUGCUUCGGGAAUAACUCGUUGGCAACAGGCCAUUGGAGUGCCCUAGAUGAGGCAUGCAGAAAGUGGUCUAGCACUCGACCCCCGUCCUUCAACCCCUUCUUUUACAAGGAACGUACGGCAACCUCGGCUUUCCCAGAAAUUUGGCAUGGGUCAGGUUGUCAUGUCAUUGGAAUUCAACAUCAUAUUCUCGCACAGUUAUUCUUAACUCAGUUUGAUCCUUCGAUACCCAAAGUAGGUACAAAUCGCCGAGCAGCAGUAAAGCAAAUGACACAUCGGAUUGAGAACCUUGUAAGGGAACUCUGUGGUAUCGGGGUAUGCAAUCAGUGGACUCCACCGGGAAUGUUUACUGCUUGCAUGGGCAUCGCUAUGUUUGGCGAUCAAUUCGGCGAAAGGUCCGACCAGGAAGCUCUAAUGGACAUUCUAAGGAAGACGGAGGCAGAUCACGCUCGUCCGACUGCAUCAAUACAGCAGCAACUGAUGAAAGCGUGGGGCUGGUUACCAGAAAACGACGAAUGA